Ahaetulla prasina is the source of this 527-nucleotide messenger RNA. It is a transcript of the gene RPL28, whose product is annotated as ribosomal protein L28. The record is from RefSeq and is a predicted model, not a curated record. Lineage: Eukaryota; Metazoa; Chordata; Lepidosauria; Squamata; Colubridae. The transcript has 5 exons. Gene Ontology annotation, cellular component: cytosolic large ribosomal subunit; ribosome. Bases 73 to 486 code for a protein of 137 amino acids. Gene Ontology annotation, molecular function: structural constituent of ribosome. Gene Ontology annotation, biological process: translation.
AUCCCCUCGCAGUGGCUCAGCCCUUCUUUUUCCGCUUCCGGUCGCAGUAUCGACAAGAGGGAAUUCUUCACAAUGUCUGCUCAUCUGCAAUGGAUGAUUGUACGCAACUGCUCAAGUUUCCUUAUUAAAAGGAACAAGCAAACUUACAGCACGGAGCCCAACAACCUUAAGGCCCGUAACUCCUUCCGUUACAACGGUCUGAUACAUCGCAAGACAGUAGGGGUAGAACCAGCUGCUGAUGGAAAGGGUAUUGUUGUAGUCCUUAAGAAGCGUGCAGGUCAGCGAAAGCCAGCCACUUCCUACGAAAAAGUCACUAUCAACAAGAAUGCACGGGCCACUCUCAGCAGCCUCCGCCAUAUUAUUCGCAAGAAUAAUUACCGCAAGGAUCUGCGCAUGGCUGCCUUGCGCCGGGCCAGUGCAAUUCUGCGCAGCCAGAAGCCCGUGGUGGUGAAGAAGAAGAGGACUCGGGCUCCCAAGACUGCAUAAAAAACAGUUCUCAAAUUAUCCAAUAAAGGAAUACAACCAGA